Engraulis encrasicolus (European anchovy) is the source of this 4202-nucleotide messenger RNA. RefSeq names its product aldehyde dehydrogenase 16 family, member A1 (gene aldh16a1). Lineage: Eukaryota; Metazoa; Chordata; Actinopteri; Clupeiformes; Engraulidae. The transcript is spliced from 18 exons. Gene Ontology annotation, molecular function: oxidoreductase activity, acting on the aldehyde or oxo group of donors, NAD or NADP as acceptor. The record is from RefSeq and is a predicted model, not a curated record. Bases 86 to 2476 code for a protein of 796 amino acids.
UCGCAAGACAGUCAAGGCUUCGCACUGGUACACACGUUUGGGGAUCUGUAUCACAAUCAGUGUUUUAAAAAGCUGGACAGGUGUUAUGGCUGGUAGCACCACCAAGACGGUCUUCGAGAUUUUUCAGACAAUGGAUUACGGACCGUCCAGCUCGAGCUUCUCCACAGCCCAGUCCUGGUUGGAGCAACAGGGGGCUUCCCUUGGCAUCUUCCAGGAUGGGAAGUUCUCUCACCCUGCGGAUAGGCAGACACGCAGCCUAACAGACUCCACAGGCAGGGCUGUGUGCAGUCUGAUGUGUGCAGUGGAUGAGGAUGUGAGCAGCUGUGUGUCCAGUGCAGCAAGCAGCUUCAAGGCCUGGAGUCAGCUCAGCUGCCACCAGAGGGCGACACCACUCCUCAAGUUGGCGAGCGCGGUGCAGAGGCACAGCCAGUGUGUGACGGAGCUAUGUGAGGCCUCCCAGGCCCCCUGCUCCCCUGCGGCGCUGGUGCGACUGGCCCAGUUCUACGCCAGCUGGGCUCAGCUCCGCGACACACACAUGCAGGACUGGGUGCCCAGAGGUGUGGUGGCAGUGGUGGCAUCUGAUGACUGCUCAUUGUACUCCCUCUGGCUUAAGGUCUUGCCAGCUUUGGCAAUGGGUAACACGGUGGUGCUGGUUCCUGGAACGCCCACAGCACCUCCUGCCCUUCUAUUGGCUCAGCUGUUUGGAGAGGCGGGACUUCCUGCUGGAGUGUUGAAUGUGAUCACAGGAAGUGAUGCGUCUCUUGGCGCCAAAGUAGCACAGAAUAGCAAUAUGGCGUAUGUCACAUUCACUGGCACCAGACAGGAUGGUGAGGCACUGUGCAGGCAAACGGCAGGUUGGGGUGUACCGGUUUCGGUGUCUUUCCCCCUGGACUCUGUCUGCCCCUACCUCAUCUUUGAGUCUGCGGACAUCGACAGCGCUGUGGACGGGGUAAUGGAAGCGGUCUUCAAAAAGAGAAAAGAGUGCCAGUGGGUGCUGUAUGUGCAGGAGUCUGUGCUGGAGAGUGUGGUGGCCAGGCUGAAGCUCCGCCUAGCGGGCAUGAAGAGUAUUGCACUGCAGUCUGAAGCACACAGGGCCCUGGUGGACACUGCAGUACAGGAGGCUACUGCCCAGGGGGCGACGAUCAUUCAGCCAUGUCCUCCACCCCCCUCUGGUGCCCUCUACCCCCCCACGCUGCUGUGCGGGGUGGCUCCCUCCUGCCCCGCCGUGGUCUCCCCAGCCCCCGGACCAGUGCUGCCCCUCCUAACAUUUAGAGGCCCUGGAGAAGCGGUUACUCUGGGGAACCACAGUCCUCACGGCCAAGCAGCCUCCAUCUGGACUGAGGAUCUCACUCUGGCUCUGGAGACCGUCAAGAGCUUGUGUGUGGGCUGUGUGUGGGUCAACUCCCACUCUGUGUCCGACCCCUCGCUGUCUCUCUCUGGACGCAAGACCAGCGGCAACUGCACUGAUGGAGGCAGGGAGGGCCUGUACCAGUUCCUGCGGCCGUCCCACUCCCCUGCGCUGCCCCGCUGCUCUCCCUCCACUCUGGACUACGCUGGCUUUGGGGCCGCCGCUUCCAAGGCCUCGGUUCCAGAGGGAUUCGACCCCUCCAGCAUCCCUCGCUUCUAUUCCCACUUUGUGGCAGGCAAGGCCUGCAAAGCCGACUCUGGCUGCAGUAAGGCUGUUUUGUCACCAGAGGGCGCUGUGCUGGCUCUCUGCCCAGACGGGGGACGCAAGGACGUCAGGAACGCCAUGGAGGCGGCCAUUAAGAGCCAGACAGGCUGGAUGAAGAAGAGCCCCUCUGCACGUGCCCAGUCCCUGUACACUCUGGCUGGACUGGUGGCGGGGAAGAAGCAGCCACUGGCCGCCGCCAUUCACACCCAGACUGGCGCCUCAUUGGACGAGGCCAACCAGGAAGUGGACCUCGGCAUCUCGCGGCUCUACGAGUGGGCCGCCCGCUGUGACAAAGAUGUGUGCGGGGUGCCGCUCCUCCCUCAGUCUGGCUCUGCUCUGUCCAUCUCUGAGCCUGUGGGCGUCAUCGGUGUGGUUCUACCUGACUCCAAGCCCCUCCUGCCACUGCUGUCUCUGCUGGCCGCAGCAGUUGCCACGGGCAACGCUGUAGUCAUGGUGCCCAGUGAGAAAUACCCCCUGCCUGCCUUAGAGCUCAUCCAGGUGCUCCAGAGCUCUGACAUUCCUGGAGGUGUGGUGAGCAUCAUCACUGGAGGCAGAGAUCAGCUGACUCAUGCAAUAGCCAAUCACAGCGUUAUCCAGGCGGUGUGGUACUGGGGCAGUAAGGAAGGUUGUCAGUUCCUGCAGCACGCCUGCUCUAGCCCCUUGAGGCGGCUGUGGCUGCACUGUGAGGCAGAUGAACAGAAGGCCAGUGAAGGAAAGUUCUGGACCCUCCCUAAUCCCUCGCUCGUAGAGGAGAUGUGGAGGCAGGCCGUGGCCUGGAAGAGCGUCUGGAUCCCCACUGCCUAGAUAGACUGGCCUAGGCUGUGUCUGAAAUGUUCACGCCUUCACUUAUGCUGCUUUAGGGCCAGCCAGAAAGGUGCUAGGGUCCAUUCCCACACCAAUUGCGUUCGGAACCACCUGCAUUUAUACCGGCUUGUGUACUUUACUACAUGUGGCCAAUUGUUACCCGGAUGAACCUGCUGACGUUUUUGUUGUCUGUAUGGUUCCAUGAGAAAAAACAAGUAUUUAUCGAUGCACAGUGCACACAUGGAGGACCAACUUUCUGGUUUGAGGAUGCUCAAAUUUUUCAGUGUGAACAUAUCAAUUGGUUCGAAUCAGGUGUGGGAAUGGGCAUCGGCACGUUUUCUGUCGACCUGAACAAGCCAGUAGUGCUGCUUCAUAUAGUAUGGAAGUUGCAAUGUUUUGUUUCCUACAAAGUCUACUAUGUAGUGAAAGAGUGCACAUUUUGGAUAUAGACCUAGAGGAGAGAAGACACUGUGUUUAUGAAGUAUUAAAGGAAGAGAAAUUAUGGGGGGUGGGGUAUUGUAGGUCAUGGCUGAGGGAGACAUUGUGUAACACACAAUGUAAUUUGGAAGGUUUUUUUUGUUUUUUCUUUGUCUCGCUCCGGAUCUGGAUGAAUCUUUUCAUAGCACUUCUGUUUUUUUGUCGUCACAUGGAUAACUGACUGUGAGAAAAAGGAACAGACAUUACCCUUAUGGUUAGGCAUGUGAUUGUGUUGGUCUUAAAAACGCGUCUUGAAAGGGACGCAUGGUCUUAUAAAACCACACCGUUGAGUGCAUUUUUUUUUUACUUAUGAGAGGUCAGAGGUUCUGUUCUUCUGUUAGCUAAGCCAUAAUACAAUGUCGUGGUGGGGGAGGGAAAAAAACAGUUGGAAAUGUGUGAAGGGUACAUAUUGUGCUGAGAAUUGGCAGCGGAAUAAUUGCAUGUAGGUCCCCAGGCCAAAACAGUGAUAGGGCCCUCCAUACAGCCUGCUAUUGUCAUAAUAGGAGACCCAUCACCCGUAUACUCAUGAACGGCCAUCCGGGUACUUUGCUCUUAAAUGUGCGUUACGCCCCUUUAUGGGGGAUAUCAAACCGAAUGUCUCAUUAACUUACAUGGUACAUCGGCUAGCCUAAAUGAACACAGUCCGUGCUUUACCACCGAUUGACUUGCAUUGGCUGUUUUCCCCCACAAAUGGGCGUAACGCACACGGAAAACGUCACGCCGUUCAUGAGUAUUGGAGGGUCCUGGAACCUGUGGCUAAUACCCCUCUAACUCCACCCCUGCCAAGAGGUCACACGGGCACCUCUGUGCACACAGGCACCUCUUUGAGAGAUGCUACCUCUACCUCUGCAGCCAGUAACUGAAGUAUGCAGAAUGGAAUGCUUUAGAAGGAACAUGCCUCACCUCAAACAGUUCAACACGCUGCCUUAACAUUUCAGUGCAACACAAGAAACAGGGAUAUGGGGAUACAACUAAUGUCAAAAAGAUUUUGGUAAAAUGGUUAGGAUUAGAUUGUGUCUUUGAGCAUCUUCCAAAUCAUUGGAAGAUCAAAAUAUAGGCAUUUCCCUGGUCACUAAAUGAUUAAGGUUAAAACUAACCCAUGCCCUUAACACAUCUCACACAUUUUUUGAAUAAAAGAACAUGUACGUAUGCACCUGUCUGAAAUUAUGUGAAAAUAAAGAACAGAAGCUAUUACUCCUACCACAUGUGUUGAAGUGGUGAUAUUAAAGUGAAUUUUACUGAGAACCAA